AUGUCCAAGAAGAUGAUCGGUUGCCCUACAGAAAACAAGCAAUGCAAUCAAACUGAGGUGGAAAAUGGGCAUCCCCCUCUCUCACCUCCUACUUGUGGCACAAAUUCAGUGGAGGAGAUGGUGCAGCAGAUGAAAGAACUCAUCACUGAGAAUAAUGAGCUGAAAGAAGCUAUGAGGCAACGCAACCAAGCAAUGAAGGAGCGCUUUGAAGAGCUUUCUGCGUGGAGGGAGAAACUGAAAGAAGACCGGGAGUUUUACGAAUCCAAAUUCAAGGAAGCUCGGCGCUGCUUGGCAGACAAAUGUGUUGAAAAUGAUAUGCUUAAAAAACAACUCCGAACUCUUGAAGAAAGAGAGGAAGGGUUCACAAAUGAAUACACAGUUUCUCAGAAGGAAAUGACCCAAAAACUGGAGCAGGUGAAGGGGCAGGUGACAAAGCUCCAGGCGGAGAAGGCUGAUCUGGUGGCCAUCAUUUCGGAGCUGCAACUGAAGCUGAACAGCGCAACCACCGAAGACUCGUUUGUUGAGAUCAGGAUGCACGACGGAGAAGUAAGUGGAGCUUUGAAAGAAAAUCCAGAGCUGAAUGGCAAGAAAAACGGGGACUCGCCCACCUACAUGAGGAGCAGGUCUGCAGAUGAAACAAAAGCCUGUUUGGAGUCUGAAGAGUUAACUGUCAGCCAGCUUUUUCAUUGCUUCAGGAAUGAGACUAAAGAGAGGGAAGCAUUGGAAAAGGAACUUCAGGAGCACAAAGACCGGUUGCUGAGGACAGAGAAGAAAGCAGACGAUCGUUUGGAAAGAGGCACUCAGACAGAACAAGAGGAGGAAGACAACACAGAAGCCAGAGCAGAGAGUGUGGGUAAUGAAGUAGAAACUCUAAACCUUCAAGUUUCUGCCUUGUUCAAAGAACUUCAGGAGACGCAUGCCAAGUUGACAGAAGCUGAGGUGAUCCAGAAGAAGCUGCAAGAAAAGUGCCAGGUGCUUGAAAGGAAACACUGCACCAGUGUAGGAGAUUUGGAUGAAAAGCAACAGCUGCUGUAUACAAUUAAGAAGCUGGAACUUCAGGUGGAGAGCAUGCAGUCAGAGAUUAAGCUGGAACAAGCCAAAACCAAUGAGGAGAAAGUCAUGUUUAAUAAGUUGCAGGAGGCCUACAGCAAGCUCCUCCCUGAGCUGACCAAUGCCUUGCAAGCAGCUGAAGACCUGAAAGCCAAGGAGGCCGAGAGGGUGGACAAGGCUGUGGCCGAGGAACUGACACAGAAGCUGGAGCUGGCCGAGAAAGCGCUGGCUGCCAAACAGCUCCAGAUAGACCAGAUGAAGCAGACCGUCGCCAAGCAGGAGGAAGAACUGGAGACGGUGGCAGUCCUCCGGGCUCAGAUGGAGGUGUAUUGUUCUGACUUCCAUGCUGAAAGAGCAGCUCGGGAAAAAAUCCAUGAGGAAAAAUCGCAGUUAGCUGUGCAGUUAGCCUACCUGCUGUCUGAGAAACAAGGCCGUGAAGGUCUCGGCAGGAAUUCCUUGGCAGAAUUGCAGACUCGCCAUGGGGCUAGAAUUCCCUCAGGUCAGGAUAACUUAGCUGAUUUUAACCAAGAAGAAACAGAAGAUCAGGUCUGGCAGCAGAGGAAUAUCCCAAUACAUUCUUGCCCAAAGUGUGGAGUGAUUGUUCCUGAUAUAGACACGCUUCAGAUACAUGUUAUGGACUGCAUCAUCUAAGCUCUGUCCUCAGAAAUGCACAUAAACAAGAACUGCACUUUAGAAGCAAAUGUAUCCACCACAACGACAACCUUUUAAUAGAGAGAGCAUAAUCUUUGGAAACUGAUCUGCACUUUUUCCUAUU
Messenger RNA from Euleptes europaea (tarantolino), 1825 nucleotides. It is a transcript of the gene OPTN, whose product is annotated as optineurin. Gene Ontology annotation, molecular function: K63-linked polyubiquitin modification-dependent protein binding. The record is from RefSeq and is a predicted model, not a curated record. Gene Ontology annotation, cellular component: nucleus; Golgi apparatus; cytoplasm. The coding region runs from base 1 to 1701 and encodes 566 amino acids. NCBI's taxonomy places the organism in Eukaryota, Metazoa, Chordata, Lepidosauria, Squamata, Sphaerodactylidae. Gene Ontology annotation, biological process: protein localization to Golgi apparatus; Golgi ribbon formation; regulation of canonical NF-kappaB signal transduction. The transcript has 13 exons.